Molecule: messenger RNA, 282 nt
Organism: Lactuca virosa
Lineage: Eukaryota; Viridiplantae; Streptophyta; Magnoliopsida; Asterales; Asteraceae
Source: the annotation of a GenBank genome assembly
AUGCCGAGAGAAGUGUUGAGGAUCGAGCAUCUAGAACCUGUGUCGGCCCCUCCUGAAACAAGAAACGAGCAUCUCAGGCCCUGUUAUCCUCGACCCCCAGUCAUGGGGAUUCCUUAUAUGCGUGCACCUAGGAUGACUUAUCAGGAGCGACGUAGCAUGGAAGUCAUGGCUUGGGAUCUGCAUGACGCCGUAGUAGGAUUGCUUAUCAUCAUCACAACAUUACUGUCAUGUAAGAGGUGGUGGAUGCGAGGUGUGAUUAUGCAUACACCGUCAGGAGGAUGA